This is a messenger RNA of Ostreococcus tauri, 2769 nucleotides long. Its product is annotated as unnamed product. Bases 1 to 2769 code for a protein of 922 amino acids. The record is from RefSeq and is a predicted model, not a curated record. The transcript has a single exon. Lineage: Eukaryota; Viridiplantae; Chlorophyta; Mamiellophyceae; Mamiellales; Bathycoccaceae.
AUGCCGAACAUGCGCACCCCGGAUCCACCACCGAACGGUCCCGUGUCCCCGUUCGUCGACGCGUCGCCCGAGUUUGAGCGAAGAAACGAAUCACAAGAUUAUUUCGAAGACGAUGACAUUCGAGACGCGAUCGUCGGUAACUCGCCCGCGCGCGACGUCUUUCGCUCGCCGGUGAAGCGAUGGAGCGAUGUGCCGUCACCCUCGAGAUCGGACGUCGAGAUCGAGCGCAUGCGGUCGGAGGUGAGCGCGAACAGGGCGUACGUCGCGGAGCUCGAGCGAAGAGUCCAGAGCGCCGAGCGCGAGCGGGACGACGCGAGGGAGGCGGCGUCGGCGCGAGAGCGAGCGAUGAACGAAAGAGCGAAGAAGACGCAGGAGCAGAACGUGAAGAGAGAGCGGGAGUUCGCUGCGAGGGAGUUGGAUCUGGAGGCGAGGGAGCGAGAGGUCGCGCGGGCGGAGGCGGAGCGGGCGAGCGCAAAGCGAAGAGAGACGGCGGUGAGCGAUCGAGAGGAGCGGCUUCGGAUGGACAUGGACGAAUUGGACGCUCGAGACGAGCGGUUAACGGAGGGAAUACUCGAACUCGAGCGCGAGGGGGAAGCGUUGAGGAGGGAGGCGGCGGCUCUCGAGCGACGUAGGGCAGAUAUCGCGAACGAGCUCACGGAUCGAGAGGUAGACGUUAUCAAGCGAGAGGAGAGCGUGGCCGUGCGCGAGCGCGAGAUGAGAGUGGUUGAGGGACACUUGAACACUCUGAAGGAACGCGCGGUGGAUGAGGAGGCUCGAUUGACGCGCGCGAUCGAGCGAGCGGACGCGGCAGAAUCUCGAGAGGCGGACGUCGCUCGGCGCAUUCGUGAACUCGACGGCGACGAGCAGCGCGCUCGAGUGAGCAUCAGGGAAGCGCAGAGUGAUUUAGCGCGGUGCGUUGACGCAAAGACACACACGUUGCGAGAGACGGAGUCGUUGAAGAGGGAUGUAGAUGCUGCUCGAAACGCUGUGGAGACACUCGAAGCGGAAAAGGCUCGACUUUUCCGGAUCAUCGCCGACAUGCGGACGGAACUAGACGAUCGAGAGCGCCAGACCGUAGACGCGGCGGAGUUCGCGGCGAAUGAGUGUGAGUCUAUUGCGGCGGCGUGGGAUGAGGUGGAGAUCACGCGUCAAGCUUUGGAGCGUCAAGAGAAAAUGAUCGAGGAGACUGCGGCGCGGCUUGAGCACAACGUUCAGGCCUACGAGCGCGACUCGACGGCCUUUCGCGAGCGCGAGGAGCUGUAUGAACGCAAGGUUCGUGAUCUCGUUGAACAGGAAGACUUUUUGCGUAAAAUUGCGAGAGAAAACGAGGACCGCUCCCGAGACUUGGCGGCUAGGGAUACGGCGCUCGCCGAACGACUUCGUCGCCUGGAAUCUGGCGAGGCGGAAAUCACUGAGUGGAGGCCGAAGAUUGCGGCUUAUAUGGCGAAGGAGACCUUCAUACGGGAAAACAUCGAGGCGAUUGAAACUGCACAGACGCAGCUCGCCGAUCUGAGCGCGCGCGAGCGUGAUAUCGAGGCCAAGGAGGCGCAGCUCGAGGCGCGAGAGGAAGCCGUGGCGCAACAACUCAGCGCUGUGGCGGAAGCCGAAGUUAUACUGAGCGAAGAAAAAGCAAAGUUGGAGCUCAAAAUGCUAGAGGUGGCACCGAAAAUGACCGCCGUCGAGCUCGAGCGUGAGGUGACGACAUUGAGAGCUGAGUUGGAGCGCACGAAGGCAGCGGCGAACGCCGCAAUGGCGAAUGCGGACAUGGAGCGACGACGACGGGAAGAGAUGGCCGGCUCGAGCGGCGAAGACGCGCACGCCAGCGAGACGAAACGAAGUCGUGAGGCGAUAGAAAACGAAACCGCGGAGUUGCGUCGUGCAAACGAACUCCUGGACCUGCGCGAGUCCGAGCUCAUGUCGCGCGAGAACGCUCUGGCUGACGAGUUUGAUCGACUUGAGCGAGAGAUGGUUCGCUUCGAAGACCUUCGUCGAUGUGUGGAUGACCGAGCUCGGCAAAUGCAGUUUAGCGGUGGCAUGAGUUCUGUGGACGAAGACGUCGACGACUUCAUGACGAGCGAGCGUGCGGCAGUGAUGGAGAUUCGUGCAGAGGCGGAACAGUUGCGUCGAACGGCGCGCGAGCACCUUGAAGCGGCGAUGGAAGCCUCUCGAGCCGCGCACACGAUCAACGACGCGUGCGCCGCGAGUGAAAAGGAGGGCAUGGCGAUUGUUCGCAGGGUCUCCAACAUCGUCGCCUCCGCCCUGAGCGUCGCUCGCGCGAAGGGCGACGAGCUGCGCAAGGCGGCGUCUCAAGGCGUCGAUCGUAAGAUGGACAUGCUAGACGCCCAGCUCGAGUACGUCGCCAAAGCGAAGGCCGAUUUGGACAGACGAGAUGCAUCGCUCCGCGCUUCCUCGUUCGAGGCGAACUCGAGGCGUCGCGCGGAGACCGUGGAGAACGCUCAAGAGUUGUCCUCGCGCGCGCGAGCGUCGCAACUUCGUAAAGACGUGGACGUCGCGAGCGCGAAGCUGCGUGAGAGUCUGGCUCAAGGCGUGAGCGCGCUCGAGCGCGCCGCUGGGGUGUGUGCACCGGGCGCUCACCUCGCCUUGCGCGCGUCUCUCGAUUCGCUCCGCGCGCGCAGCGACCACCUCUCGCGUCCGCCCGUCGAAGACGACGCAGCCGCCCUCUCCAGCACCCUCGACGCCCUCGAGCGCGAGAUCCGAAGAGCGUCCACGUGGUUCGAGGAGCUCCGCGUCGCCGUUCGCGCGCGAUAG